AUGUCUGAAGGCAGCAGAGUGACGCUGACCUGCUCAGUGAAUCAACCAGCUGUAUGGAAAUACUUCUGGUACAGAGACUCCAAAACCUCCCUCCUGAACACACAUGAUACUGAUGAGUAUCAGAGUCAGUCUGAAGUCUCACAGGAGGGACGUUACUGGUGCAGAGGAGGAAGAGGAGGAAGAGGAGGAAGAGGAGAUCCACUUUACUACACAGAGUACAGUGAUCCCAUCAGUGUCACUAAAAUAAUCCCAAACAAGGCAACCCUGACUCUGCAACACGACAGACCACAGCUCUACCAAGGAGAGACCAUCGCUCUCAGAUGUGCCAUCGAUGGAGGAAACACAGGAUGGGAGUAUGAGUGGGAAACCAGCAGUUUACUCAAACCAGCAAAUGUCAGCCAAUACAGGAUGGAGGCUCUUUCUUCACAGCACCAGGGAGAAUACAGAUGUAAAGGAAACAAGCUGAGAGGAGCACAGUCAACAGACUGGAGCAACACCGUCACUCUGACAGUAUUCAAGAAACCCAGGGCUACACUGACAUCAGGCACCAAAACCAUCUCAGUCGGAGGCUCAGUGAGUCUUUCCUGCUCUGUGAGAGACUCUGAUGGAUGGAAAUAUGAGUUUUACAGAUCAACAUCAAACACCUGGGAGACAAAUGUUGAGGACAACAAAGUCGAGGUAUCUAAAGGAGGAAUUUACCGGUGCAGAGGAGUGAGAGAAACAUCAGGUUAUGUCUCUGACUUGAGUGAUGAAGCCAACAUUCAGAUAACUUUCACCAACAAGCCUGUCAUUACACAACAACCCAGCUGGUCUCAGAUAUUCCAGGGUGAGGAGAUCACUCUGACAUGUGAGGUCCAGGGAGGAGAGAAGACUGACUGGUGGUAUUACUGGUGGAGAAACUCAGUACCACUUCAACAGAAGAAGGAAAAGGUCUUAAAAGUCACUGCUUCUCAGUCCAUCAGUGAAGAGUACAAAUGUAUGGCCUCACGCAGAGAUGACAUUUAUUCUUCAACCACAUGGAGUGAAGCCUUCACAGUGUCAGUGUUACCUCAACCAAAAGCUCAACUGGGAACCAAUAAAUUCAACAUGUCUGAACGCAGCAGAGUGACGCUGACCUGCUCAGUGAAUCAACCAGCUGGAUGGAAAUACUUCUGGUACAGAGACUCCAAAACCUCCCUCCUGAACACACAUGAUACUGAUGAGUAUCAGAGUCAGUCUGAAGUCUCACAGGAGGGACGUUACUGGUGCAGAGGAGGAAGAGGAGGAAGAGGAGGAAGAGGAGAUCCACUUUACUACACAGAGUACAGUGAUCCCAUCAGUGUCACUAAAAUAAUCCCAAACAAGGCAACCCUGACUCUGCAACACGACAGACCACAGCUCUACCAAGGAGAGACCAUCGCUCUCAGAUGUGCCAUCGAUGGAGGAAACACAGGAUGGGAGUAUGAGUGGGAAACCAGCAGUUUACUCAAACCAGCAAAUGUCAGCCAAUACAGGAUGGAGGCUCUUUCUUCACAGCACCAGGGAGAAUACAGAUGUAAAGGAAACAAGCUGAGAGGAGCACAGUCAACAGAUUGGAGCAACACCGUCACUCUGACAGUAUUAAGCAGACCAAAGCUCUCUGUGUCUCCAUCAUGGUUGAUUCCUGGAGCUUCAGUCACUCUGAUCUGUCACACUGAGCCUCCGUCAGCAGGGUGGAGCUUCUACUGGUUCAAAGCUGUUCCAAACUCUCAGGAUUCCUACACCUAUGAGCCUCUACCUGGUACCAGCAGUGGGACAGCAAACAAUUCCUUCACAGUUCAUGGACAGACACACACAGCAGGAUAUGCAUGUUCAGCUGGACGAGGGGAUCCGCCGAUUUACACGCAACACAGUCGUCCCACAUUCGUCUGGUCUUCAGGUGUUCAUCCAUCAGCGUCUCUCACAGUGAAUCCUGACAGAGUCCAACACUUCACCUCUGAAUCUCUCUCACUGACAUGUGAAGGAAGCUCUUCCCAGUGGAGGCUGAUCCGCUUUCUGACUGACGACUCGCUGUUGAGCUUUCUUCCUCCAGCUACAAUCAAUGGAUCAACAUAUAUUAAGAAUGAGGCUCCAAGAAAAGCUGUGUACUGGUGUGAGUCUGGAACAGAGUUCAGCAAUGCAGUCAAUAUCUCCACACACUCUGAUGGCGUUAUCCUGGUGAGCCCUGUGUAUCCUGUACCUGUGGGAGAGUCUGUAACUCUCCUCUGUGUCAUGAAGACUGGAAAUAUUCCCUCUGAUGUGUUUUUCUACAAAAAUAACAAACUCAUUGAAAAUGCGACACGAGGAGAGAUGAAGAUCUCUGCAGUGUCAGAAUCAGAUGAAGGUUUCUACAAGUGUCAGUACAAUGGAAGAGAAUCAGCACAAAGCUGGAUGGCUGUUCAGUUCACAUCCAGGCCUGGAAGCUCUUCAUCUGGCUCUCUGAUGAUCAUUCGGUGGAUUUGUGGAGUUUUACUGCUGAUUGUUCUGCUGCUGCUGUUGUGUUUCUACAAUGGAUCAAAAGAUUCAUGCUUCAACAGGUCUCAAAGUUCACAGCAGAGCCAAACUCCAGACCACAGCAGCAACCAGCUGGAAGAUCAAUGCAACACAUACGCUUCUCCGAUCCAAGCUGAUGAUAAUCCCUAUGAGACAAUCCAAGAGACUGAUUCUACUGACAGAGAUGAGUCCAGGAAUGUGAUGUAUUCUUCAAUGGAGCUUCAGGAGGUCAAGAAGGGGAAGAAGCAGAAACCAGAAGAGGGCAGCAUUUACCCUGAAGUGAAGACCACAUCAUGGACAGAUUCCAGUGUGACCUCUGCACAAGUACACUCCAAUGAAAGUCAAGUCAACAGGAGUCAAAGUUGAAUGAGGAGACUUCAUCACCACCACCAACAGAGAACUGCUUCCAGAUUUAUGGAGAGUCUCCACAAUGUCUAUACUGAGGAAGGUGGAAAAGAGGGAAACACUCUGAUCUAUACUUCUCUGAUCUGAUCAAUUAUCCCUUUGAACUGAAGAGAAAAUGUCAAAUAAAUGUAUUUUAAAAGUGAAGCAGAGCCGUUAAGUGUUCAACACUGAGAGUGAAGCUCACACAUUAACUUAGAACUAACUCUGUUCGUAGUGGAUUUUAGAUAAUUGAUGAAUAUGUUAGUAUAUUAUUUUCAAAUGGUUGACAGGUAAACUGUAAAUUAAAUUUGUGGAGAAGUGAUUCCAAGAAGAGUUUCUGCAGAUGAUGAUGCUUCAACAAGGUUGUACAUUUUGUUAUAUUUGCAAAAAAAAAAAAAAAAAAUUAUCUGCUUUUUUCAGAAAAAAAUUGAAUUUUUUUGGUUUGCUUUUUGUUUUAAGUUGAUGUUUGAAUAAAACUGAUCUUAUCAUUUUACUUUUUUAAUGUACAGAGCUGUAAUUCAAUAUAUGUAAUGGAAAGUUUGUCUUGAUGUUCUGAUCAACAGUUUUGAAACCUUUUAAAACAAUCAUGGUGUGAUCAGUAUUUUGCUUUACACACAAUAGAUGAAACUGAUGAAGGUAUCAUUAAACUUUUCCUGU
This is a messenger RNA of Salarias fasciatus (jewelled blenny), 3531 nucleotides long. RefSeq names its product Fc receptor-like protein 5. The record is from RefSeq and is a predicted model, not a curated record. Gene Ontology annotation, cellular component: external side of plasma membrane. Gene Ontology annotation, biological process: cell surface receptor signaling pathway; immune response. NCBI's taxonomy places the organism in Eukaryota, Metazoa, Chordata, Actinopteri, Blenniiformes, Blenniidae. The transcript is spliced from 17 exons. Gene Ontology annotation, molecular function: transmembrane signaling receptor activity. The coding region runs from base 1 to 2856 and encodes 951 amino acids.